Messenger RNA from Gavialis gangeticus (Gharial), 2038 nucleotides. RefSeq names its product cytochrome P450 2D26. Bases 343 to 1494 code for a protein of 383 amino acids. Gene Ontology annotation, molecular function: iron ion binding; oxidoreductase activity, acting on paired donors, with incorporation or reduction of molecular oxygen, reduced flavin or flavoprotein as one donor, and incorporation of one atom of oxygen; heme binding. The record is from RefSeq and is a predicted model, not a curated record. Gene Ontology annotation, biological process: arachidonate metabolic process; xenobiotic metabolic process. Gene Ontology annotation, cellular component: intracellular membrane-bounded organelle; cytoplasm. The transcript is spliced from 9 exons. Lineage: Eukaryota; Metazoa; Chordata; Crocodylia; Gavialidae.
GGGGGGGGGUGUUGGAAGGGAGAAGAGUAGAGGAGGACAGACGAAUAAAAGCAGAGAGAGAGAAAGCAAUGGAAAGGGCAUGAGUCAAAGAAAGUGAGAUAAUAGAGGGGAGGCAGACAAGCAAAGGAGGAAGCAGCAAAGAGUACAAGUUGAGGAGGAGAAAGGAAAGAGAUCGUGGAGCAUCUUUUCCAGCUUUGGUCCCAGCUUGCAUCUUGCUGGAACAGUUUACCCAUACUGGGCUUUUCCCUCACAGCCUUUGGUCUGCUAUUUGUUUUUAUAAAGCGCAGUAGAAGCUGGAGUCGCUACCCACCUGGGCCACCCUCUUUGCCUUUCCUGGGGAACAUGCUGCAGAUCAAUUUCUACAACCCUCACCUCUCCUUCAACCAGCUGAGUAAGAAGUUUGGGAAUGUUUUUAGUCUUCAGUACUUCUGGAGUAACAUGGUGGUGGUGAACGGGUACAAGGCAGUGAAGGAUGCACUGGUCCAGAAAGCAGAGGACUUUGCUGACCGACCUUAUUUUCCUAGAUACGAGCACCUAGGUUAUUACGAGCGCUCUGAAGGGUUAAUAAUCUCAAGGUUUGGUCCUGCCUGGAGAGAACAAAGGAGAUUUGCACUCUCCACCUUGAAGAACUUUGGGAUGGGAAAGAAAUCCUUGGAGAACCAGAUUUCUCAAGAAGCUGGAUUUCUGUGCUCUGCAGUCAGCUCUAAAGAAGGUCACCCUUUUGAUCCACUUUUUCUUUUAAAGAAGGCAGUUUCCAAUGUGAUCGACUCUCUUACCUUUGGUGAGCGCUUUGACUAUGAUGAUGAGAAAUUUCAGAGGCUUGUGGAAAUCUUUCAAGAGAGCAUGAAGGAAGAGAGUGGAUUCUUGCCCCAGCUCCUUAAUGAAGUGCCUUUUUUGCUACGCAUCCCUGGAGUGCCACAAAAGGCAUUUCAAUACCAAAGGGCCUCCAUGAGCUUAAUAGAUGCGAUUUUGAAGAAGCACAAAGAGACCUGGGAUUCUACCCACAUCAGAGACUUUACUGAUGCAUUUCUACAAGAGAUGGAGAAGACCAAGGAGGGUGUGGAGACCAGUUUCUCUUAUGAAAACCUUCAUUUAGUAACUGUUGACCUGUUUUUGGCUGGCACUGAGACCACCACCACCACCCUGUGCUGGGCAGUGUUAUACAUGCUUCUCCACCCUGAGGUUCAGAGAAAAGUCCAUGAGGAAAUUGAUAAGGUGAUUGGCAGGGAUCAGUCACCCAACAUGCUGGACCAAGCAAAUAUGCCUUACACCAAUGCUGUGAUCCAUGAAAUACAGCAUUAUGGGGAUAUUGUUCCCACUGGACUGCCUCACAUGACAUACCGGGACACUGAGCUUCAAGGAUUCUUCAUUCCUAAGGAUACGGUCAUCAUCACCAACUUGUCCUCCGUGUUGAAGGAUAAAACCUUUUGGGAGAAGCCGCACCAAUUUUACCCAGAGCACUUCCUGGAUGCAGAUGGGCAGUUUGUGAAGUGAGAGGCCUUUCUGCCUUUCUCUGCAGGUCGCCGUAUCUGUCUGGGAGAGCAGCUGGCCAGGAUGGAGCUCUUCCUCUUCUUCACCAGCCUCCUGCAGUGUUUCACUUUCCAGGUCCCUGAGGACCAACCCAGGCCUCAAGAGGAUGGGUGUUUUGCCAUCGUACAUUUCCCACAUCCCUACCAGAUCCAGGCUAUCCUAAGAUGAAUGCAGAUGUCUGCCGAGUUCUCCUCGGAUGCUUCAAGAGUGUUUAGUAUAUGCCUAAUUCUUUGAGAACAUCUCUUCAGAGCUUAUUAACUGCAUUUGAAUCCAGGGCUGAAACAGUUUCAAUGAUGGGCUAUGGGAUGUGAUUCUGUAAACACAUGCUAUUUGUCUAUUAGCACCAUGUACAUUCCUGCCACAUUUAAGUGCAAAAACCAGGGUGAUUUCCCCCCCGAGACAAGGUUGGCUGUUAUGUUUGCUAGUACACCUCACCUCUGCUUGUAUGUGCAGCGGAUCAGGACAUUUGGUAAAUAAAAACGGACUAUCUUCUGCUGAUGCAAACUGA